Molecule: messenger RNA, 867 nt
Organism: Trametes versicolor FP-101664 SS1
Lineage: Eukaryota; Fungi; Basidiomycota; Agaricomycetes; Polyporales; Polyporaceae
Exons: 5
Coding region: 1-867 (288 amino acids)
Biological process (GO): protein monoubiquitination; protein polyubiquitination
Molecular function (GO): ubiquitin protein ligase activity
Source: RefSeq, a predicted model, not a curated record
AUGGAAAGCCCGCCUGCGAAGCGCUUGAAACUCGACCCUCCUUCGGAAUCCCCAAAUCCCCCGGAAGCAAUCGAACCCGAUGAGCUUGAGGACACCGACGGAGAGAACUGCAGCAUAUGCUUGCAGCCUUAUGCAGACAGGACCGUGAUACCAACCUGCUCGCACGAGUUCUGCUUUGAGUGUCUCCUCAUCUGGACCGAGCAGUCUCGCCGCUGCCCAUUAUGCUCGCAGGACAUCGGUAAAUACCUCAUGCACCAUAUUCGGUCAAAAUAUGAUUAUCAAAAGCAUUACUUGGCCCCAUUGCGCUCCGCCGACGAACCCCAGGCCGUUGCCGCCGCUCGUCAGCAUGCACGGCAGCGUGCUGUACGCCGCAGAGAGGUUGAAUGGGGGCGUAGGCGACAACGAGAACUUGAAGAGCUUGACGAGCUCGAACGAGCUAUCGAGAAGCGGAGGUGGGUUUACCGGCAUGAGUUCUAUGCUAUGCAUGUCGCUUCCAAUCCGUACACCCGUUACCGCCCAUUUCCUACCCCCGCGCAAUUUUCUGCAUCUCAGGACUAUAUCUCCAGGGCAACUAUAUUCAUACGCCGGGAGCUGAGGGUAUGGACAGGGUUGGACGUAGAGUUCCUGACUACCUUCACGGUGUCUCUCAUGAAGUCCUUGGACAUCCGCUCUGAACCGGCCGUAAGGUUACUGUCCGAGUUCCUGGAUAUGGACGCAGAUCGCGGCCACGAACACGACAAUGCAGAGCACUUCGCACAUGAACUCUAUUGCUAUCUUCGGUCGCCUUACCGUGAUCUUGCGGCAUACGAUCGAAACGUGCAGGUGGGCUGUCUUAUUGUGUUCACAUCUGCCAGUCAGCAUGCUUAG